Molecule: messenger RNA, 237 nt
Organism: Bipolaris zeicola 26-R-13
Lineage: Eukaryota; Fungi; Ascomycota; Dothideomycetes; Pleosporales; Pleosporaceae
Exons: 1
Source: RefSeq, a predicted model, not a curated record
GAACUGGACUGGUAUAGCGACAUCCUGCGUUUGCGAGUUAUCUGCAAUCACGGUUCUGUAACCAUUCUGUGUUUUUACGCUGAUGAUAUCCUGCCUUGGCGGCCUGCGCUUAGCAAGUGUGAGCACCAGGCCUAUUUCGAUGAACCAAGUGCGAACGCUGAUUUUAAAUUCUCUAAUUUUGGGGCCCUUCGGAUGACAAAGACCUUUGGAAAUGUCAUGCGGCACCUUCUCACAUGA